AUGAGGGGUCGUCGCAAGCACGGCUUGAGCUUGUCCGUCUGCGACUUCGUGGAGGAUCCCAAGCACAAGAGCCAGCUCUCCAGGCGGCGGUGGUACAUUUGCGUGGAGGUGAUGCGCCUGAUUUGCGGCGCCAACGGCCUGGACUGCGCGGCCCUGGACCAAGCAGACGCCACGCCUCUAGAGUGGGUGCUGUGCCUGGCGGACGAGCGAGCAGCCUCCGGUCCCGACAACGCACACCUGCAGGACAAGAGCAUCGACGAGCUCACGCGCUUCAUCGAUGGCAAGAAGCCCAAGGCCAAGAAGAAGAAGAAGGACGAGGAAGAGCGGGAUUCGAAAGGCGAGCGGCCGGUCUUCCCGGAGGGCACCCGGUGGCAGCUGCCACUGGGCUGGAUGGAGUCCGCGGACGUGGCGGCGCACCUGCGGUGCUGGCGGGAGCUGGGGCAGUGCCAGCUUGGCUCGGUCAUCGAGGGGAACCGCUACCUGCGGCUGAUGCUGCGCCCGGAGGGCACGCGGCUUGUGUCGACUCCGGCCAGCUGCGUCCUAGCGUUCCCGCGGCACGAUGCGGUGAAGAGGAUGACAGAUGCGGAGAUGCUGUGUGCGAUAAAUGUCCCGUUCUUCUCGACGCUUCUGAACGUCUUCGUCUUUAGCAACGAAGAGCUUCGGGACCGGGACAUGGAGAACAAGGUGCCCCCCAGCGAGGUGAGCAAAGGCAACCUCGUGUUCGAGCUCCUGGUGCGGCAGAGAGACUGCCCCACCCCGCCGCCGCUGCGGUUUUCCUCAGGUCCUUGCAGCAAUCGCGUGGACAUGUCGAGGACUGUGCAGUGGACGGAGCCGGAGCUAGUGCAGCUCCGGGUGGACGGCCGGGAGGAGCCGGUGAUCCGGAUGCGCUGGUGGAUCAACGUGGAGGUCCUGCAGAUGGUUUGCAAGGGCAACAACAUCGACUGCUCAGGACUCGAGAGCUCCGACGCUCCGCCCUUCGAGUGGCUGUGCUGCGUCUACGACGACGGGUACCCGGGGUCCCCGGCGCUGCAGGAGUGCAAUUGGGCCUUCCGGGAGCCCCGGAUAGCCGACGCGAGCUCCGCUAGCGCGGGCGGUUCCGGCGGCGAUCCCGCCAUCGGCGGUCCCGCCAAAAGUGCCAGUGCGGGUGUCGGCUACAGUGCGAGCCCAGGACGGAGAGUGGAGGACGAAGAGGGCGAAGGCUGCUUUUGGCCGCUGUGCGCGGUGCCUGGCUUGCGGGACACUGAUCCCACGGAGCGACAGGAAUGA
Molecule: messenger RNA, 1266 nt
Organism: Effrenium voratum
Lineage: Eukaryota; Dinophyceae; Suessiales; Symbiodiniaceae
Source: the annotation of a GenBank genome assembly